CAGAAGACCCUCCAAUCGUCAAUAAAAAAAGACGGAAAAUAUAUCAAAAUGGCCGACGAAGCCCUCUCCAUCUACGAUGAGAUCGAGAUCGAAGAUAUGACCUUCGAUCCGGCCAUCCAGAUCUACCACUACCCUUGUCCGUGCGGCGACCGGUUCGAGAUUGCGAUCGAUGACCUCCGUGAUGGGGAGGAUAUUGCCGUGUGUCCGAGUUGUAGCUUGAUGAUUCGGGUGAUUUUUGAUGAGUCUGAUCUCCCAGGGAACGACCAGAACGGAGGCGCGGGCGCUGUUGCUGUUCAGGCUUAAGUGCUGCAGAUCACGAUGAAGAAUGAUGACAGAUGAUGGAAUACGAUGGUCGAGGACUCUCGGCUCCAAGAUAUGAAACACCGAUACUCCAGGCCGACGCAGUCUUGUCCGUCACCCAUCGAGAUAGUGAAGCCAGACGUGAUUGCUGGAUCCCCGUCGACUACAUGGGUAAUUGCCUCGCUUACUUCCUUCCUUCGGGAGGGCUUCCCAACGAUGGCGCCUACGUUGGUCGAAGAGAAAAGAUCUUUAUAAAUCACCGUAUACGUACGAUUGGUCAAGGCAGCGGUUCGUCCGCGCCAUGGGUUGUCAACAAAAGGGCAAUGUUUAGCAACUAUUUCUGCAGGACUGGAAUAGGACGGUCACUAGGGAGCAUGGAUGGCUUGGGAUCCAUAUCUCGAUUGAUUAUAUGUAUUGUAUUUGUGGAUUCUACGCAGAGUACUCGCCGCUGAGCUAUCCACA
This is a messenger RNA of Aspergillus candidus, 762 nucleotides long. It is a transcript of the gene dph3, whose product is annotated as CSL family zinc fnger-containing protein. Bases 49 to 303 code for a protein of 84 amino acids. Gene Ontology annotation, molecular function: metal ion binding. Lineage: Eukaryota; Fungi; Ascomycota; Eurotiomycetes; Eurotiales; Aspergillaceae. Gene Ontology annotation, biological process: protein histidyl modification to diphthamide. The transcript has 2 exons. The record is from RefSeq and is a predicted model, not a curated record.